Messenger RNA from Mizuhopecten yessoensis (Yesso scallop), 1783 nucleotides. RefSeq names its product T-complex protein 11-like protein 1. The transcript has 10 exons. NCBI's taxonomy places the organism in Eukaryota, Metazoa, Mollusca, Bivalvia, Pectinida, Pectinidae. The record is from RefSeq and is a predicted model, not a curated record. Bases 216 to 1760 code for a protein of 514 amino acids. Gene Ontology annotation, biological process: signal transduction.
UUUUAGAUGCAUUAUGUCAUUUCCGUAAACAAAGAAAGUCUGUCAUUGAGAUUUAUCUACGUUGUUCUAGACACUUCUGAAAAAACCUGACACACCAUUUUUAACUUGCUGAUGAGUAACAUCAAUCAUUUCAUCAACAGCAAGAGCGCACAGUAGACGACUGGUUAGUUGAAAUCGUAAAUAGCCUCCCUUGUGCUGAUCAAGAGAGAAGAAGGAUGGCAGAGAAGGGAGACAAGGAUGAGUUGGAUUUCCCCUUGGGUGGAGUUACAUCAGAUAAUGAGGAUGAGCUUAAUUCCUCCAUGGCAAGCACUGGGAGUGAGGAAGGACACGAUAUAAAAAAGAGACGAACACAAACUCCCAGUCCGCGCAGGGCUUCACCAUUUUCAGUUCCAGCCUCACCACCUCAGUUCAUGACAAUGGAAGAACUCAUCAAGGCGACUGCUGGGGUUAAGAAUAUGAGCCUUGCUCAUGAGAUAGCAGUGGAUGCAAAUUUCAAGAUUGCUCCUGCAGAAAAGGAUCCUAAAAGUUUUGAAAAGCAAGUGGAAGUUAUAAUGCACAAGGCGUUUUGGGACGUGUUCCUGGAAAAUAUCAACCAAGAUCCUCCUAACUACAAUCAUGCUUUAGUCCUUAUUGGGGACGUUCAGAAGCAACUGUUUUCAGUCAUACUGCCAAACCAGGUACGACUGAAAGCCCAGAUUACCGAGGUCCUUGACUUGGACCUGAUCAAACAAAAGAUGGAGAAUGAUGCAUUUGAUCUCUUCUAUUAUUCCAACUAUGUUAUCAACAUCAUGGCUAAACUGUGUUCUCCAGAACGAGAUGAGAAAGUGGCACAUCUACGAGAGAUAAAAGAACCAGUACCAUUGUUUAAGGAGAUAUUUCAGGUGCUGGACCUGAUGAAGAUGGAUAUGGCUAACUUUACAAUCCAACAGAUAAGACCAUACUUACAACAACAGUCAGUGGAGUAUGAACGUACUAAGUUCCAGCAGUUCAUCAAAACACAGCAGGAUGCUGGAAUAGACGGUCUUGAGUUGACCAAACUAUGGCUCAAGGGGUGUUUUGAUGAACUGACCGAUGAGGCAAACACUGACCAACAAGCCGGUGCUACUCCAAGUCUGACUCCAGCAUCUGUACUGAAUGAGGCUUACAUGGAGCUGUUAAACUGGGACAGGCAGAAACUGUAUCCAGAGACACUUGUGAUGGACCAGAGUCGGUUUACUGACCUCCAGGACAAGACGAGUCGGCUAACCCUAGUGGCCUCAAUACUGCUUGUGACCUAUAAUACUGUGGGCGCAGCUAUCGCAGGUGUACAGACCUUUAAGGAGAAACUCAAGUCUGAGAUCUGUGUGAUACUGGACGGUGUGGCAGACAGUGACCUGAGUGAAAAGAUGACCAAUGUAGCCGAGCAAAUCAACAAGUCAGUGCGAGAGUACAUGCCAGAACAUGGCUUUAAGGAAUGGGGGACUGACCAGCAGACACUGAUGACCGGUCAGAUUAAACAAGUGUGUAGCCAAGAACACCCAGUCUACAAACUAGUGGCUAAGAGGUUAAAAGAAUUUAUCAAACAGAUCAUUUCCAAGAAGCACACACAACCAUUACAGAUGCCUGUGGGGUUCUCUGUGGUGGAAGCAGAGCUGGGCCAGGUAUGUGGUCAGUUCUUGCGUCUUAUCUCCCACAACCGGUCAGUGUUCUUUGCGUAUUACUCGGACAUCAUAAACACUCUGCUACAGUGGAAGACGGAGGAUUUGUCUCCUCGGGGGUGAAGUGUCAUUCUGGAUCACAGACU